AUUACAGACGAGUCUUAAGAUCGAGAUGCAAGGUGUGCUGCUUCCUCUGAUGAUGUGCUUGUGGGUGAUUUGGAUUCCUCGGAUUACCGCAGAGGAUCUGGACCUGCGACGAGUUCCCCGAGUGGUUGGUGGUCAUCCGAGUGAUGUGCGCAAUCAGCCGCACAUGGUCAACAUCCGGCGACGUGGCAACUUCGAGUGCGGUGGCUCUUUGAUCACUCCCCACUGCGUCCUGACCGCCGCCCACUGUUUGAAGGAGGGUCCACCAUCCGACUUUGUGGUUCGCGGCGGGGUCACCUAUCUGAGUGAUAUGAGCAAUGCCCGCUAUGUGAGGAGGAUACUCCUCCCUUCGGCCUACAGUCGCUCCACUUUGGAUCACGAUGUGGCCAUCCUGCAGCUCCAGCAUCCUCUGCAGCCCUCUAUUGCUCAACCCAUCCCCUUGGCCGUGAGAUCUCCUCGUCCCGGCUCCUUUGUGCGGGUUUCCGGCUGGGGUUUAACAGACGAUAGCUCCACUUUGCUGCCCAAUCAGCUGCACAGCGUCCAUGUGCAAGUGAUGCCGCAAAGGGAAUGCAGGGAACUCUAUAGUGGUUACAGGAAUAUAACCUCCAGCAUGUUUUGUGCCUCGUUGCCGGGCUUAAAAGAUGCCUGUGCUGCGGAUUCCGGAGGACCAGUAGUUAACUCGCAUGGCUUCCUAGUCGGCGUAGUUUCCUGGGGUCGAGCUCAUCGUUGUGCCGCCGAAGAUAGUCCCGGGGUUUACUCCGAUGUCAGUUACCUAUCCGAUUGGAUAGCGGACAACAUGCGCAGAUAUUGCUAGAUAUUAAUCAGUAUUUUAGUUUAGUUAACCCUGAUCGUUGACGUCACCUGAAAAAGAAUGCCGCAUUGAAGGUGCCUUCCAAUGGUGUUUGCUCAGUUGGUUUGCCCAUG
Molecule: messenger RNA, 921 nt
Organism: Drosophila takahashii
Lineage: Eukaryota; Metazoa; Arthropoda; Insecta; Diptera; Drosophilidae
Product: trypsin beta
Biological process (GO): proteolysis
Molecular function (GO): serine-type endopeptidase activity
Source: RefSeq, a predicted model, not a curated record